UCUCUUGUUCUUCAAACUCAGGAAGUAAGUGCAGCUCAAACGGAGGCGUGAAGCUCCAGGGUUACUUCUCGGCUCUUUCCACCAGAACACAAAUUCAACAAAACGAGUCGAUGUAAACAGUUUCUCUGAGCAUUAGAGAACGGUUGUUUCCGCUCAGUUCCAACCCGCUAUGGGCGCUAAUAACAGCACGCGUCGGGUCUCGUUUGAGUCCGACGACAACGAGAACAUCACGGUAGUGAAGGGCAUACGGCUCUCGGAAAAUGUCAUCAACCGCAUGAGGGAUGGUGGGAGUUCCCCUCUGCCGCAGAUGAAACCACCAGCAGCCGUCACACCUCCUCCUCAUAGCACCACCUACGGCCCUCCUCCUCUCCUGCAUCCAAUCCCCCCCCCCUUCGACCCCGUCACCUCCAUGCCCGCCCCUCCACGCGUAGCGGCCGUGGCACCCCCUGCCAGUGAGGAGAAGCUCAAACCCUUACCUCCUACCCCCCCUCCCAUUGAACAGCCCCAGGUACUGCCCCUCCCCCCGGCUCCUGCCCCGGAGCCAGCGGCGCCCCCGCAGCCUCAGGAGACCACUGCAGCCCCGCCCUCCGUGGGCGCCCCCCCUGUGGAUGAAGAAGCUCUGAGGAAGAGGAUCCGCGAGGAGCUUCAUAACGGCCUGGAGCAGGAGAGGGCCAAGGCAGAGCAGGAGCUGCAGGCCUGGCUGGAGGCGGAGAAGGAUGCGGCGGCGGUGCUGGCCCAGGCCGACGCCCAGGCCCGCGUGCAGCAGGAGGUCUCCCGGGUCCUGACGGAGGAGCGCGGCCUGUCCCGGGACGGCCUGCACGCCGCAGUGCUGCGGGAGCGCGCCUCGGCCGAAGACGAGAAGCUCCGCGCCCAGCGCUACGCUAAGCAUCUGGAGGUGCGGGAGGCAGAGCUGAGGAAGCAGGAUCUGUUCUACCGGCAGCAGGUGGCCCGGCUCGAGGAGAGGAGUGCCCAGUUCUACAAGGUCACCACGGAGAACUACCACAAGGCCGCAGACCACGUCAACGGCAAAUUCAGGCGCUACGAGACCCACCCCGUGUGCGCAGAGCUCCAGGGUGAGAUCCUGAAGUGCUACCAGGAGAACGCCGGGAAGACCCUGCAGUGCUCCGGCAUCGCCGCGCGCUACCUGGAGUGUGUGGACGGUUCCAAGCAGAACAAGUCGAGGAACGGAGGGUAGAGCGGAGGAGAACGACCCGCCGGAAGGAACCGGCAAGAGAGAGGUUCUCCACGGAGGACCCGGCGCUAACGAUGACCUCCCCCCCUCCGAGUGACCCCCCCCCCCCCCCCCCGUGGAGCGGAGUGGGCCGCCUCAGAACCCAGACACACACCAGACCCCAGCAGACCACCGGACCUCACCGGAACCGGUCCGAGGCACGGGCACCAGCGGAGAGCGGGAAAUGAAGAACCGUUCUCCCCCUCACUCUCCCCCCGACUCCUCACCCUUCACCCCCCCCAGCCCUCCCACGUCUGUCUCCCUCACAGUCCGACCUCUGUUCUGAGGCGCUGGAGUUACGGACGACCGGGUCCACCGCUCUGGAGAACGCGUGGAGACGGAGGCAACCGGGCGGAGGAGAACCCUGAAUAAGGAACCGCGUCGUAGAACCGCGUCGUAGAACCGCGUCGUAGAACCGCGUCGUAGAACCGCGUCGUAGAACCGCGUCGUAGAACCUCACUGCCACCAGCUCCCCUCACAACCCCCCCAGGACGCCCCCCCGCCUGUGAGAAUGAACCGUUUACAAGUGCACGUAUAUUUGUAAUCCAAGCGUUCCGGUCUCUUCCCGACGCGAUCCUGUUGCUCCACAUGUUCUGUUUCCCGUUGCCAUGGUAGCCGCUCCCACAUGCCUCCGUGGUGUGGUGGUGUGUUUAUAUUAGGUUCCUGCUGAACCUCCCUGCCUGUUGUUCCUAUCUAAAGAUGUUUCUGUCAAUGUCUGCAGAAAGCAAAUAAAGAGAAAUG
Molecule: messenger RNA, 1972 nt
Organism: Gadus chalcogrammus (walleye pollock)
Lineage: Eukaryota; Metazoa; Chordata; Actinopteri; Gadiformes; Gadidae
Gene: chchd3a
Product: coiled-coil-helix-coiled-coil-helix domain containing 3a
Exons: 9
Coding region: 170-1195 (341 amino acids)
Biological process (GO): inner mitochondrial membrane organization
Cellular component (GO): mitochondrion; MICOS complex
Source: RefSeq, a predicted model, not a curated record